AUGAACGGACACAAAGUGGAAAUAGUGAAUCUUCAGGAUAAAAACAAUGGCUUGUACACCUGCCAAGCGAUCACAACACAAGGAAAUGUCCUGACUGCAAACUUUACACUCAAUGUAACUUCCUGUCCACCCAAUCACCAUGGAUCGAGAUGCGAGAAGAUCUGCAACUGUCUGCAUGGCUCUGACUGUGAUCGGUGGGACGGCUGUGUUUGUCUGGAAGGUUGGAGAGGAUACAGAUGUGAGGAUCCCUGUAAACCGGGGACGUAUGGACUGAAAUGUGAGAGUAGUUGUGUCUGUAAAAACGGAGCUUACUGCAGUCCUAGCGACGGGACAUGUAACUGCACAGCAGGCUGGAAAGGUACGACUUGUAGCGAACCAUGCGAGAAGGGCAAAUUCGGACACAACUGCCAAUCUGAUUGCACCUGCAAGAACAACGCCACCUGUCAUCACGUGGACGGCACCUGCACCUGUAUCCCACCAUGGUCGGGAACGAAAUGUGAUAUCAUCAAGGAGUCAGAUCUUCAAGUAGCUAUUCUAAUUAGUGUUUCUAUUGCUAUGGGGUUCCUUGCUUUUGUCGGUAUUCUAGCAUGUAAGAAAAAAUGUAAACUAUUUGACAUGCACAAACCACUCCCAGAAGAGGAAUAUGCUGUAUGUGAGUUGAGGAGGAUGGAAGAAGACCUGGCAGACAAGUUACGCCCAGGAUGGCUGGAGCGAUGGCAGAUAGACAGCAGUCAACUAACAUUGGGAGAUAUGAUAGGGAUGGGUGCCUUCGGUCUGGUGACACAAGCCAGCCUAGCCUUGCCUACCGGUCAACGAACCGUUGCAGCCAAGAUGAUCCGCUUCAACGACAAACUGUGUUACCAGGACUUCUACAGAGAGACAGCGAUACUCACAGUGAUACAUGAGGAAAAGGGAUACAAUCCCCGAAAAUCUAACAUUAUUCAAUUGUUUGGAUUUAAUAUCACAUCUAAUCCAAAGUGCUUGAUCCUCGAGUACGCCAGCGAAGGAAACCUCUUGAACUUCUUAAGGCAAAAGAAAAAUAAGUUACAUUAUUUGCUGUAUUUUGCAAUUGACAUUACACAAGCCCUCGGUCACCUGAAAGAUCUUCGCAUUUCCCAUCGCGACGUGGCCGCACGUAACGUUCUAAUCACUGAACAGAAUAUCGCAAAACUCGGCGACUUUGGCCUUGCUCGCGACGUGUACAACACAGCACAAUACAUUCCUGUCAAUCACCAAGGCCAAGAACGACGUCUCCCGUUGAAAUGGAUGGCGAUCGAGUCCCUCCUACAUCUUCAGUUCUCGUGCGAAAGCGACCUGUGGUCCUUUGGUGUGCUUCUGUGGGAGAUUGUAACAGGUGGGACGGACCCCAUGUACGGUAACACACCACAGCCGACCUGUCAGCAGCUUGUGGAGAUCCUACAGCAGGGGAUCCGUCUGGACAUGCCUGCGGAGUGUCCUCCAGACCUGUACGUCAUCAUGACGUCAUGUUGGAGCGAGGACCCAACAGCGAGGCCAAAUCCAGAAGAAAUAAGGGAAAACCUGAUUCGUGAACAGGAAAAACUGAACCCACACCAAGUGUUUAUUGAGAGGGAGACAGUGGUGUGA
Messenger RNA from Branchiostoma floridae (Florida lancelet), 1605 nucleotides. RefSeq names its product megakaryocyte-associated tyrosine-protein kinase-like. Gene Ontology annotation, cellular component: signaling receptor complex. Gene Ontology annotation, molecular function: transmembrane receptor protein tyrosine kinase activity; ATP binding. Lineage: Eukaryota; Metazoa; Chordata; Leptocardii; Amphioxiformes; Branchiostomatidae. The record is from RefSeq and is a predicted model, not a curated record. The transcript has a single exon. Gene Ontology annotation, biological process: positive regulation of kinase activity; protein phosphorylation; multicellular organism development. The coding region runs from base 1 to 1605 and encodes 534 amino acids.